This is a messenger RNA of Annulohypoxylon truncatum, 2625 nucleotides long. RefSeq names its product glycoside hydrolase family 35 protein. Bases 337 to 2289 code for a protein of 650 amino acids. NCBI's taxonomy places the organism in Eukaryota, Fungi, Ascomycota, Sordariomycetes, Xylariales, Hypoxylaceae. The record is from RefSeq and is a predicted model, not a curated record. Gene Ontology annotation, molecular function: beta-galactosidase activity. Gene Ontology annotation, biological process: carbohydrate metabolic process. Gene Ontology annotation, cellular component: vacuole. The transcript has a single exon.
CACCUCCCCUGUUUAGAUAAGCCUAUGAUAGGUAACUACCUGGUACAAUACAACAAUAGAUGCGGGACUAAGGCAGAUAGUCGUCUCUUUUAUUUUUCCGCGAAUCUCGUAUCCAGGAUGGUCAUUUAUGAAAUGUAACGUUCUUUCGCCCUUCAGAGACCCUCAAGUUUCUUGAUAGCCAAUGCGGGGAACGUGAUGGAAAUGUACCUAGCCGGUUCGUAUAAUAUCUCGGCUAUGUGCCGACCGCCUGGCUUGAACGAAAUGACGGCUUCGGAGCCCAGCGAGGGUCGUUGUAUCACUCUACCUAUUCUUUCUCCGAAGGAAGCGAUAUAGAAAAUGCAUUGGUACCAUCCCCUAAUAACAUGCCUCCUGGCCGUCCUCAGCUCGGCACGGGCCCAGAGUUCCACACCGAGCUCAACACAAUCGGCCGCUGCGCCGGCAUUCACGUACGAUCGCAGCUCAUUCCUGCUCCACGGCGCGCCGCACGUCAUCAUCGGCGGGCAGAUGGACCCGCAGCGCAUCCCGGCCACGUACUGGCGCGAUCGGCUGCGGAAAGCGCGCGCCAUGGGCCUGAACACGAUCUUUAGCUACGUGUACUGGAAUCUCCUGGAACCAAUCCAGGGGCAAUGGACCAGCGCCGAGGAGGGCAACAACGUGGCGAAGUUCUUCGCCAUUGCCCAAGAGGAGGGCUUGCACGUCGUGUUGAGGCCCGGCCCGUAUAUCUGCGGCGAGAGGGAGUGGGGCGGGUUCCCGGCUUGGUUGAGCACGGUGCCCGGGCUGACGGUGCGGUCGUCGGAUGACGCGUUUAUGGAAGCGGCGGAAAGCUAUUUGGAGAGGCUGGCGGCGGACCUAAGGCCGCUGCAGGUCACGCAGGGAGGCCCGCUGCUCAUGGUCCAGGUCGAGAACGAGUACGGGUCGUACGGGACGGACCACAAUUACACGCGAGGCCUGCGCGACAUCCUCAGGCGCAACUUCGAGGUCCCGCUGUACACGAACGACGGCGGCGUCGACUGGACGCUGGCCGGCGGCGAGGUGCCCGGUGUCUUGGCCGAGAUCGACGGCGACCCGAGGUCCGGGUUCGCGGCGAGGGACCUGUAUAUCACGGACCCCAGCGAGUUGGGCCCCCUGCUCGACGGCGAGUACUACACGCUGGCGCCCGAUACGUGGGGGUCCGCCAACGCGCACAACACGGCCGCGGGGAACGCGGCGCAGGUCCAGCAGUUCGUGUCGGACCUCGACCUCGUGCUCGGCGCGAACAAUUCCAUCAGCCUGUACAUGUUCCACGGCGGGACGAACUUCGCGUUCAGCAACGGCGCCAUCUGGAGGAAUUACACGGCGGCUUUUACGACGAGCUACGAUUACGGGGCUCCGCUGGACGAGAGCGGGCGUACGACGGAGUUGUAUGAUACGUUGAGGGAUACGAUCGCGAAGUACGUCCCGGAGGGCAGUAUACCGCAGCCCCCGGCGAAUGUGCCGCUGAGCGAGUUUGCGAAUGUCACGUUGAAGCCGGUGGGAGGGCUGUUUGGUGGGGAUGUGCUUGGGGUGAGGAGGGCGACCGAGGCGCCGGUUACGAUGGAGGAGUUGGGGCAGGCUUAUGGGUUGGUGCUUUACGAGCAUAUGGUUACUACUGCGCUCGAGGGGACUUUGCAGCCUGGAGACAGGGCUAGGGAUCGGGUUAUCGUGUAUGUGAAUGGCACUAAACAGGGCGUCAUUGAUAGCACGUACGCCCAGCCGGCGGAGGUUAGUUUGUCCUUGCAACCGGGAGACACGCUGCAGCUCUUGAUUGAGAAUCUCGGCCGCGUUGAUUACUGGUCUAGAGAGUCUGGCACGUUCAUCGCCCUUGAAGACCCGUAUAAAGGUAUCGUGGGGAACGUUACAGUUGGAUCGCAAGUCCUUUCGGGGUGGGAUAUCUACUCGCUGCCCCUCGACGCGCCGCCUGCCGCUGGUUCUACGUCUAAAGUGGCAGCAAUAACAACGGGAUCGCCGCCUGUCUUCUUCAGCGGCACGUUCCGCAUCGAUGGAGGGAACACCUCCGACCCAAUGAUGCUGGAUACAUUUCUAGCCGUUCCCGACGGCGUCAAAGGAAAUGUCUGGGUGAAUGGGUUCAACUUGGGUCGGUACUGGAUUGUGGGACCGCAGCAGUCGUUGUAUCUCCCGAGAACUGUUCUCAAAACGGACGACGAUAACGAGAUUGUCGUCCUGGAAUUGGAGCCGAAUGCGGAAUCGUUGACGGCUUUUGGAACGGCGGAGAGGACGUGGGCGAAUUAUCCGGAUCCUGAUUACCCCUGAGGAUUAGAGAAGUAUACCUCGGUAGAUCAAGUUUCUCAGCUUAGGAUUUCCUACUGUGUUUGUCAUGACUUGCCUCUUGACUACCUAGAGAAUGCCCUUCCAAAUACUUCUUAAACUUUACCUGUUGGCUUCAUGAUGCUGAUUGCAUUCUUAAGAUAAACCAAGUUCUUUGAGUCCUUUGAUGGAAACGUAAAGUUGCAAAAUAGUCUGUUCGCGGCGAAAACCCUUGGAAUAGGGGCAAACGGCUCUGUUUUAGCCACCAGGCUAGAACAUCUAUUUUUAAUCCUACAGUUCGUAUCAUGCGCGUUAUUUAUAUGACGUAGAUAACCGAGUUCG